Molecule: messenger RNA, 870 nt
Organism: Letharia columbiana
Lineage: Eukaryota; Fungi; Ascomycota; Lecanoromycetes; Lecanorales; Parmeliaceae
Exons: 2
Coding region: 1-870 (289 amino acids)
Molecular function (GO): methyltransferase activity
Source: RefSeq, a predicted model, not a curated record
AUGUCCUCAUUGAACAUUGAAAACAAGAAAGCUCAUAAAAAUUCAUACCAAAUACCUCCCAACGCAAGCGAACAUCAGCGACUCAAUCGACAGCAUGAACUCAUACAAGAGAUGAUGUUCGGCGAAGUCUUCCAUUCCCCUGUACAACACCCAAUCCGAAUUCUCGAUGUGGGCUGCGGCACCGGCGCCGUCACCUACCAUCUUGGCACCAGAUUCCCCUCCGCCCAAAUCUACGGCGUGGACCUUGCCACUAUUCCUCUUGACCCGAAAAAACCAGAUAAUGUAACUUUCGUGCAAGGAGAUUACCAUGACCUCCUCGGCUCCGAAGAACCGCACAUCAUUCCAGGCAGCAUGGACUUUGUCUUCAGCCGUCUGCUAAUCUCCGGCAUGACAAGCUGGCCCUCAUACAUCCUUACCUGUCACACCCUCCUCAAACCCAAUGGCUGGCUCGAGAUCCAAGAAACAGAAUUCCCUUACUACGACGACUCUGGCAUCAUAAGCAGCGAUUGGAAAUGGUGCCAUGCUUACCAGGCCGGCGCGAGAGCUAAAGGCCUCGAUCUAUCCUGCGCUAUCAAAGCGGCGGCCUGGAUGCGCGAGUCGGGGUUCGAUGAUGUGCAUGUCAUCAUGUAUUGCUGGCCGCACGGGGAGCGGAUGGCUGACAGGGGCCAUGAGGAGUAUCGGAAUCUUGGGGUUUUUUUGAGAACGGAGCAGCCGAAGCUGUAUCAGGCUAUUUUGCCGAAUAUGGUGAGUGGAAUGGGUUAUAGUGAGGAGGAGAUAAGGGAGUUGCAGAGGGAUGUGCUGGAAACGUUGAAGGUGGAGGAGGGGAAGCAUAAGAACUACUGGGUUACGUUUGGGAGGAAGCCGAAUUGA